AUGCUCCCAACAAACCCCAUUCCACGAUCAGCGUAUGUGCUCGGUGUAGGUAUGACCAAGUUCAUCAAGCCUAGGGGCAAGGUAGAUUAUCCGGAGCUAGGAUACGAGGCCGGUGUCAAAGCGCUUCUCGACGCGCAGAUAACCUACGCCGAUGUCAAUGCAGGAGUCGCCUGUUAUGUGUAUGGAGACUCUACGUCUGGUCAGCGAGUCUUCUAUCAGCUCGGUAUGACUGGAAUACCCAUUUGGAACGUGAACAAUAAUUGUUCGACCGGGUCUUCCGGUAUUGUGUUAGCCAGAGGUAUGGUCGGUGCCGACUGGUUUGCGGGAGGCAAAAUGGACUGUGUCAUGGUCAUUGGGUUCGAGAAGAUGUUUCCCGGUUCCCUCAAGAACUUUUGGACCGAUCGAGCUGGCCCCACAGCUUUGCCUCGAAAGAUGAUGGAACAACGAAAAGGAAAGCGUAAUGCACCACCAGCAGCGCUCCAAUUCGGAGAUGCUGGAAGGGAGUAUGCUGAUAAGUACGGGGCUCUUCCUUCAGAUUUUGCCGAGAUUGCUCGCAUCAACCACGAGCAUUCGUCAAGAAACCCUUACUCUCAAUUCCAAGAUGUCUAUACUCUUGACCAGAUUCAGUCAUCUCCUCAAAUUCAUGAUCUUCUGACCAAGCUCCAAUGCUGCCCGACGUCCGAUGGAGCAGCGGCCGCCAUUAUUGUCUCGCAAGCAUUUCUUGAUGCACGUCCGCAUCUGAAGGAUCAGGCUAUCCUGAUCGCUGGGCAAUCUAUGGCUACCGACACAGCUAGCUUAUUUUCUGGCAGUGCCAUGGAUCAAGUAGGAUAUCAGAUGUCGAAGAUCGCAGCUGAGAAUGCUUUCAGAGAGGCAGGGGUAACACCAGCAGACUGCAAAGUCUGCGAGCUCCACGACUGCUUCUCGGCCAACGAAAUGAUUACGAUUGAUAGCCUGGGACUAUGUGAACCUGGACAAGCUCAUGAGAUGGUUCGGAAGGGUGAUAUCACUUAUGGAGGGAAAAUGGUCAUCAAUCCCUCUGGGGGGCUCAUCUCGAAAGGCCAUCCUCUCGGCGCAACGGGUUUGGCACAGUGUGCCGAAUUGACAUGGCAGCUUAGGGGCUGGGCAAACAACAGACUUGUGAAGUCGGAAUACGCGCUGCAGCACAAUCUAGGACUUGGAGGUGCUGCGGUCGUGACGAUUUACAAGCGAGCUGAUGGCAAAAAGAACGAGCCCUUGAGUGAUGCUGUGAUCGGUGAGAAGAAUGGCUUAGGCUAUAAUCCUGCAGUUGUAGCAAAAGUCUUUACCAAGGAAGAAGCCAACAGAGUUAGGGCUUUCGCUACGGACUACGCUCUUGGCGACACAGAACAAAAGUUAAGGGCGAGAAUAUGA
Exophiala bonariae is the source of this 1389-nucleotide messenger RNA. RefSeq lists its product as uncharacterized. The transcript is spliced from 2 exons. The coding region runs from base 1 to 1389 and encodes 462 amino acids. The record is from RefSeq and is a predicted model, not a curated record. Gene Ontology annotation, molecular function: acyltransferase activity, transferring groups other than amino-acyl groups. NCBI's taxonomy places the organism in Eukaryota, Fungi, Ascomycota, Eurotiomycetes, Chaetothyriales, Herpotrichiellaceae.